UUAAGGUAAUAUGUGUUUUAGCGGAGUUCCAGACGACCUAAAUGAAGUAGAGACCAAAGCGACUAGCUAACAAUCGCCCGAAAUGACUUACACAGGGGGUCAAUUGGGUGCAGAUAAAAUGAACAAAUUUAGGCAUUUCGUCGGAUGGCUGACCCAGUCCCGCUCUAUAUCGCACACGAAUCCCAAGGAGCAGAUUCUCAACUUCCUUACCUAUGGCCUGCUAGUAAUUGUAGCCCUCUGCGCCGGAUUUCUGCUGUGGGACCUCUCCAACAGCCCCCACGAUGGAUUCUUCCAUGGGAAAAGGGAAUCCCACACUCUAGUACUAGACCUGGGAAACAUUCAGGAGGUGCCCAUCAACCCAGAGGCCGAGCAGCGAGCGCGGAACGUAAACUGCACUUUUUGGGAUUGCCUGAACAUCUACAAAUGCGAGCACGACCGCCUCAAGGUCUACAUAUAUCCGCUGCAGGAUUUUGUGGACGAACGCAGCGACAAGGUGGCUACCACUCUCUCCAGCGAGUACUUCCAGAUCCUCGAGGCAGUCCUAAAGAGCCGAUACUACACCUCGAAUCCCAACGAAGCGUGCCUUUUUCUACCCAGCUUGGAUUUGCUCAAUCAGAACAUUUUCGACAAGCACUUGGCCGGUGCUGCAUUGGCAUCCUUGGACUUCUGGGAUCGCGGAGCUAACCACAUCAUCUUCAACAUGUUACCCGGUGCAGCCCCAUCGUACAACACAGUUUUGGACGUGAACACGGAUAAUGCAAUUAUUUUUGGCGGCGGAUUCGACUCCUGGUCAUAUCGUCCAGGCUUCGACGUGUCCAUUCCCGUAUGGAGUCCGCGCCUGGUGCCGCAACAUGCUCAUGCAACCGCACAGAGGAGAUUCCUUCUGAUGGUGGCGCAGCUCAACAUACUGCCCCGCUUUCUAAGAACCCUUCGAGAGCUGGCUUUGGCCCACAAUGACCAGUUAUUGCUCCUUGGAGUCUGCGAGAACUUGGAUCUGACUUCUAGAUGCCCAGUAUCCCAGCACCACAAGUCGCUCGAGUAUCCAAGGCUGCUGUCUCGCGGUAAAUUCUGUUUGAUCACCAAAAGCCUUCGAUUGGGUCAGCCGGAUUUGGUGGAGAUUCUAUCUCAGCAUUGCAUUCCGGUAAUUGCUGUGGACAACUAUAUAAUGCCCUUCGAGGACGUUAUCGAUUGGUCCCUUGCCUCUGUGCGUAUUCGGGAAUCUGAGCUGCAUUCCGUGAUGCAAAAGCUCCAAGCUGUUUCAAAUACAAAGAUUGUGGAAAUGCAGAAGCAGGUCCAGUGGCUGUUCUCCAAAUACUUCAAGGACUUGAAAACUGUGACACUGACUGCUUUAGAGAUCCUAGAGAGUCGCAUCUUUCCCUUGCGGGCUCGCAGCAGUCGAAAGUGGAACGUCAUUGACACGAAUGCCCGCUCCACCUUUAAUCCACUCUUCUUGCCCACCUUGGCUCCCAAAUCCCAGGGAUUUACGGCAGUCAUCCUUACAUACGACCGGGUGGAGAGCCUGUUCUUGCUAAUCCAGAAGUUGUCUGUGGUUCCGUCGCUGCAAAGUAUCUUGGUCGUUUGGAACAAUCAGAAAAAGUCUCCUCCCCACUUAUCUACGUUUCCUUCCAUCUCCAAGCCUUUGAAGAUCCGUCAAACCAAGGAGAACAAGCUCUCCAACCGGUUUUAUCCUUAUCCGGAGAUAGAAACGGAAGCCAUACUAACCAUUGAUGAUGACAUCAUAAUGCUCACCACGGACGAGCUGGAUUUCGGUUACGAGGUUUGGCGCGAGUUUCCCGACCACAUUGUAGGCUUUCCGAGCCGCAUUCACGUCUGGGACAACAAUACCAUGCGCUGGCACUACGAAUCCGAGUGGACAAACCAAAUAUCCAUGGUGCUAACAGGCGCUGCCUUCCAUCACAAGUUCUGGAGUCACAUGUACACCCAUGCAAUGCCGGGCGACAUCAAGGACUGGGUGGAUGAGCAUAUGAACUGCGAGGACAUUGCCAUGAACUUUCUAGUGGCCAACAUCACGAACAAUCCCCCCAUCAAGGUUACCCCAAGGAAGAAAUUCAAGUGCCCUGAGUGCACCAAUACAGAGAUGCUGUCCGCCGAUUUGAAUCACAUGCGAGAGCGUUCGGCCUGCAUCGAUCGCUUCUCCAAAAUCUACGGACGCAUGCCAUUACGCACAGUAGAGUUCAGGGCGGACCCCGUACUCUUCCGGGACAAUUUCCCAGAUAAGUUGAAGCGCUACAACGAUAUAGGCAGCUUGUAGGCCGGCACCAUUCCAUUGGAAUUAGGAGAUAUACCAAAGACUUGGAAUAGCGUUCAACUUCAGUAGGAAGACCGACUUUGUUGUCGAAUAUUUACUCGGAAUUCUGGUUGCAAUAUGAAGAACAUAUCUCUAGGCUAUGUUUAGCCAAUUAUGCUAGAUCUCAGUCUGCAUCUAUAUAUCUAUAACCAGAGAGUGGAUUCUGUUUAUAAAGACGCUUUGUCGUCUUCGGAAAUUGAUGCUCUUUGUAGACAAAAUUAAGUUGGAUUGAAUUGGCGUUUAUGGGUUGACUGUUAAAUUAAUUUAUUUAUAAGUUCGCUCUCUCUUAGACCGUAGUUAUUAAAUAGAAUUCGGGAACGCUGCAUGUAAUUGAAAUUACGCAAACAUUAAAAGUUUAUAUUACCAAAAAA
Messenger RNA from Drosophila bipectinata, 2679 nucleotides. RefSeq names its product exostosin glycosyltransferase sotv (gene sotv). NCBI's taxonomy places the organism in Eukaryota, Metazoa, Arthropoda, Insecta, Diptera, Drosophilidae. Gene Ontology annotation, molecular function: glycosyltransferase activity. Gene Ontology annotation, cellular component: membrane. The record is from RefSeq and is a predicted model, not a curated record.